Lagenorhynchus albirostris (white-beaked dolphin) is the source of this 2047-nucleotide messenger RNA. It is a transcript of the gene FTSJ1, whose product is annotated as FtsJ RNA 2'-O-methyltransferase 1. Gene Ontology annotation, biological process: tRNA methylation; cytoplasmic translation. Gene Ontology annotation, cellular component: cytoplasm. The coding region runs from base 439 to 1470 and encodes 343 amino acids. NCBI's taxonomy places the organism in Eukaryota, Metazoa, Chordata, Mammalia, Artiodactyla, Delphinidae. The record is from RefSeq and is a predicted model, not a curated record. Gene Ontology annotation, molecular function: tRNA methyltransferase activity. The transcript is spliced from 13 exons.
GCUACGUCGGCGCGAGAUGGCGGAACUCACGUGGUACGUUCAGGUCUGGUCCCCGCUUGGCGCGAGCUACCGCGUUCCACGAUGACAGGCUUUCCACGCUCUGGUUGCCCUUAGGCAUGCGCGACAGACAUUCGGAUCAACUAGAAUACAGACUGAAGCCCUACGACUUCUCACCGGUUUGCGCUCUCGCCGAGGCUCCGGCUGCUUGCGGACCGGCCUCCUUCGUUCCGCUUCUCCCCACUCCGAAAGUUUAAGGUAGGCCCUGGGGCGCGGAGGACUUGGGUCCCGGCCAAGACGGUUGAGGCAUGCCUGCGUUGUCCCGCCGGUGAGGGAAGGAGGCAAGUUCGCCCUCGGCGCUGCAGCUGCGUAGUCCGGGCAGCUGGCACCAGGGCGGCGUCAGCUUACUGUUGGCAGGUCCCUGGGCAAACAGUGUGUGAGAUGGGACGGACGUCAAAGGAUAAGCGGGAUGUCUACUACCGCCUAGCCAAGGAGAAUGGCUGGCGUGCCCGCAGUGCCUUCAAGCUGCUACAACUUGACGAGGAAUUCCAACUCUUCCAAGGUGUGACGCGGGCAGUUGACCUGUGCGCGGCCCCGGGCAGCUGGAGCCAGGUGCUGAGCCAGAAGAUUGGGGGCCAGGGGUCCGGCCACGUGGUGGCCGUGGACCUUCAGGCUAUGGCUCCACUACCAGGUGUGUUACAGAUCCAGGGGGAUAUCACCCAGCUGUCCACUGCCAAGGAGAUCAUCCAGCACUUUGAGGGCUGCCCCGCGGACCUAGUGGUGUGCGACGGGGCUCCUGAUGUAACCGGCCUCCAUGAUGUUGAUGAGUAUAUGCAGGCCCAGCUCCUCCUAGCCGCUCUGAAUAUUGCUACACAUGUCUUGAAGCCAGGGGGCUGCUUUGUGGCCAAGAUCUUCCGAGGCCGGGAUGUGACACUGAUCUACAGUCAGCUGCGUGUCUUCUUCUCCACCGUGCUCUGUGCCAAGCCCAAGAGCAGCCGGAACUCCAGCAUUGAGGCCUUUGCUGUCUGUAAGGGUUAUGACCCCCCUGAGGGCUUCCUGCCGGACCUGACCAAACCCCUGCUGGACCACUCUUACGACACCCCAGCCCUGUCCUGCCUCAUCUCUCCCUGCUUGUCAGAUCCAGAUUUCAACCAAUUAGAUGGUCCCACCCGCAUCAUUGUACCAUUUGUGACCUGUGGGGACCUGAGUGCAUAUGAUUCGGACCGCAGUUACCCACUGGAUCUAGAGGACGGCUCAGAAUACAAGUAUACUCCGCCCACGCAGCCCCCCAUCUCACCACCAUACCAGGAGGCCUGCACCUUGAAGAAGAAGGGGCGGCUGGCCAAGGAGAUGCGCCCCCAGGACUGCCCCAUCAGCACAGUGGACACGUUGCCCCAGUCCCUGGCCGCCCCACAGCGCCACACCCUGCUGGCCUCUGAGGUGGAAGACAGUGAAAUGAACUGUUCGCCUUAAGAUGUUAAGUUAGCUGGCAAUCUGAUAAGGACUCGGAAGCUGUUUGCUGUCAGGAAAACCAGAACUUGAGUUGAUGAACUUGUUUUCAGAUAUCUCAUCAACCGGUCCUGAACAUACAAGCUCCGAGUGGGAACCUGCAGCAACCACCAGGAACACAGCGAGGAAAGAAACAUCACGGAAUGUCCGUCUGCACUGCAGAGGGGAUUCUUGAGUGGGGUCUUGCCUCUUCUCUAAAUCUUUCCAGCCGUGUCCUGAUUAUGUCCAGAAUUUACCCUGAGAGCGGGGGUUCUUAACCUUGGUAGAAGUCAGGGUUAUGUGUGGAUUUGAUGGAGGGAUAUAUUACAUCUUUAUUUUCACUAAAUAUAACUGAAAUUUUAGCUGUACCCCCGGAUCUGAAUGUUGGCGUCAAAUCACAAUAGUAAAAGCAGUGCCUGCAACUUCCACCAAUACAGAUCACAGUUACUUUUUUAUGUUAUGUUACAGUCGUUGCAGGCAUCUUAAAAUAUUGUUCACAUUGGUCACUACUUUGAAUAAGAUCUUAAAAUUUGAUGUAUUAAUAAAAAAAGUUCAUAUAGCA